CUUCUCUCCAUACGAUAUCUGUCGCCUUUUGAUCGAAAGUAGACAUUUUAUUCAGAACGCAAUUGAAAUGAAUAUUCUUCGUGUAACAUGCAUCGCAUAGUUACCUACUUCUAAUUGUUAAUUUAAAAGUAGUUUUACGCUUUUACUCAUUUGACCAGAGUCUUUGAUACGUUCACUUCUCUGGUUUAUUAGCAAAGCCUUUGAUGCGAUUCACCCUUUGCUGCAAAGCACUCACUGCACUAGAUUAUUAGACAUUAUAUUAUGGGUGUCACAGGAUAUUACAUUAAUUCCGUUGAUGGCUUACCAUUUGUAAAGGGCCUUCGGUCGGACUCAAGCGUGGGGGGCAGUAAGAUGCCAACGGAACUCCCAAAAUAUCCAACUGAAUCUACCAUCAUAUUUUUCGCUUCGAAAAAUGAAACUUUCCGACCUGGAGAUAACUACAAAACUUUUUACAAAAAACUUAAGAGCCGAGUUCACAAAAUUGUUCAAUUAAAGGAAGAGCUCACAGAGGACAUGGUAGCCUACUGCAAAAUGGUGAUAAUCGCUGGGAUCAACGCUCCACUUGGAGAUCACGAAGUCCAGAUUUUGAAGCACUAUGUAGAAAACCAAGGAGGAUCUGUUUUUGUAUUAGCCGAGGCCAGUGCUACCACUCAUUACUACAAUGCACUCACACAAAAUUUUGGUAUCACAGUUGUGAAAGAUUGUGUGGUCCGUACCGUGUAUUACAAAUACGGUUACCCAAAAGAAUGCCUCAUUCAGAGUUCCAUGAUUUGUCCCGUUCUUUUGGAAGCGAUGAUGGGGGGCGAGGAAGAAAAUCUCACCAUUCUCUUUCCCAAUGGAUGUUCUCUUAACGUCUCAAAACCAGGCUUGCCAAUUAUCAGUAGCGGAGCAACAUCAUACCCCGUGAACAGACCAGUGGGUGCCAUUUAUUAUUCGCCAGCGUCCAGAGGAAAACUGAUCGUGUUUGGGGGUGGGCAUGCGUUCAGUGAAAAGUAUAUUGACAAGGAAGAGAAUCUCAAACUUUUAGAGUUUUGUCUCACCACCUUGUUCAAUACUGAUCAUUUGCCAUUGGAUGCGUCAGACAUUGACGAUUCUGAGCUCACAGAGUACAACUUGAUCCCUGACACAGUUCAAGGGGCACAAAAAGUCAGAGUGUGUCUACAAGAAAGCGACGAUUUUAUAAUGCCUGGAAGUGCGAAUCAUUUGGGAGUGAUUGAACCAAAUCGUCUCAUAGAUCACAAAUUGUUCUCCUUAAACUCCAACCUGCUACCUGAAGUGUUGCAAGCCUAUGACGAGCUGGGUGUGAAGAAAGGUCAAUUGAAACUGAUACAACCUCAAUUUGAAACUCCUCUUCCACCACUUAAAGUUGCGGUUUUUCCUCCGUCAUUUCGUGAGUUGCCUCCACCCCCACUAGAACUUUUUGAUUUGGACGAAGAAUUUGCGUCAGAAAAGAUUCGACUGGCUCAGCUCACCAAUAAAUGUGGCGACGAGGACCUGGCUUUCUACAUCCAAUCUGCAGGAUCAGUGCUAAAUGUUGUAGUCGGAGAUGAACAGAAAAAUAAUCCAAAGGCAAUUCUUCAUUCAAUUUUAUCACACUUGGUAGAGUUUAAGAGGUCAGAUAAUAACAUUGGUUUUGACAAUGCAUCUACACCUCCACUGGGCUCGGAAGGGUCGCGAGCCCUUCAUCUAGAGUUUUAAACACUCAUCACAGAAAAUAAUGGCUAUAAGUGAUUUAAUUAAUUUCACAGUUUGAAUUGAUGAAAUAAAGAUUGCUAAUUACAUA
Molecule: messenger RNA, 1783 nt
Organism: Folsomia candida
Lineage: Eukaryota; Metazoa; Arthropoda; Collembola; Entomobryomorpha; Isotomidae
Gene: IFT52
Product: intraflagellar transport protein 52 homolog
Exons: 7
Coding region: 262-1698 (478 amino acids)
Biological process (GO): cilium assembly; intraciliary transport
Cellular component (GO): cilium; centriole; intraciliary transport particle B
Source: RefSeq, a predicted model, not a curated record